UAUAAAGCACCGCCUUCACAAUGAACAAUCACAAGGACAACCACAUACAUCUACCUGCCCCCCAGCAUGGACACAGUCGAACGAGCGGCCAUCCGGCAAGAUGAGCAGAAACACAUACCCGCAGACUCGAACGAUGAUCUCGACGUCGAGAAAGCUACCAAACUACCACAUAACCCACCAUGCGCAAACACCCCCUCCGCAGCCGACCUCCCCCCUCUCCGCGGCCUCUCCUUCCUCGACCGCUUCCUCGUCCUCUGGAUCAUCCUCGCCCUCGCAAUCGGCAUCAUCCUCGGCAACCUCGUCCCCAGCACCGGACCCGCCCUCCAACGCGGCCAGUUCGUCGGCGUCAGCAUCCCCAUCGCCAUCGGCCUCCUCGUCAUGAUGUACCCAAUCCUCUGCAAAGUCCGCUUCGAAUCCCUCCACCUCCUGCUCCGCACCCGCACCCUCUGGCUCCAUCUCGCCCUCUCAUUCCUCCUAAACUGGAUCAUCGCCCCCUUGUUCAUGGUCGCUCUGGCAUGGGCCUUCCUGCCCGACCGCCAGGACCUGCGCGAGGGCCUCAUCUACGUCGGCAUCGCGCGCUGCAUCGCCAUGGUGCUCAUCUGGACCGACCUCGCCGGCGGCGACGCAGACUACUGCGCCGUCCUCGUCGCCGCAAACAGCAUCCUCCAGAUCGUCCUCUUCGCCCCCUUUGCCGUCUUCUACAUCCGCGUCGUCUCCCACUCGCGCUCCGCCGUCACAGUCAGCUACGACCGCGUCGCUACCAGCGUCGCCGUCUUCCUCGGCAUCCCCCUUGCCGCCGCCGUCCUCACCCGUUUCGUCCUCCUCCGUAUUCUCGGCAGCGAGGCCGCGUACCAGCGCCGCUUCAUCCGCUAUAUUGCGCCCUUUAGCUUGCUCGGCUUGCUAUACACCAUUGCCGUGCUCUUCGCGUCGCAGGGCGCGCAUGUCGUCGGGCAAAUCACGUCCGUGCUGCGCGUCUGUGCGCCCUUGGUCGUCUAUUUCCUCGUUAUUUUCGGUGUGACGGUGGGGCUGUGCUGGAAGCUCGGGUUUGGGUAUCGCGUGAGUUGUACGCAGAGCUUUACGGCGGCGAGUAAUAAUUUUGAACUUGCCAUUGCCGUUGUGGUUGCGGUAUAUGGGGCGGGGAGUGGGCAGGCGUUGGCUGCGACGGUGGGGCCGUUGAUCGAGGUUCCGGUGCUGGUUGCGCUGGUUUAUGUGGUGAGGUGGGUGAGGGGGAGGGUCGGGUGGAAGGAUUAG
Molecule: messenger RNA, 1251 nt
Organism: Pseudovirgaria hyperparasitica
Lineage: Eukaryota; Fungi; Ascomycota; Dothideomycetes; Acrospermales; Acrospermaceae
Product: arsenical-resistance protein ACR3
Exons: 2
Coding region: 67-1251 (394 amino acids)
Biological process (GO): arsenite transport; antimonite transmembrane transport
Cellular component (GO): plasma membrane
Molecular function (GO): antimonite transmembrane transporter activity; antiporter activity; arsenite transmembrane transporter activity
Source: RefSeq, a predicted model, not a curated record